CUGGCAGAAGGGAUUGGAGAGCAGGAGGGGAGUGAGAGAGAAAUAUCCUGGUAAAUAUCAAGCAAAAAUACAAGUGUAGUUGAAGGUAUAACUAAAAGCUAAUUGCCAUGGAUCCGGUCUCUGUACUUCUGUCUGUCGUCAUUUGUAUUUUUCUAUAUAAAAUCUUCUAUGGCGGGAAAGAAAGACCUGAGAACUCCCCUCCUGGGCCCAAACCAUUACCCCUCAUUGGGAAUCUGCACAUGAUUAAUAUGAAGAAACCCCAUCUAACAUUUAUGGAGCUGGCUGAGAAGUACGGCUCAGUAUACAGUGUUAAGCUCGGGACGCGAGACGUUGUAGUGCUUUGUGGCACCGACACAGUGAGAGACGCUCUUAUCAACCACGCCGAGGAGUUCUCGGGGAGGGCAAAAAUUCCAGUCUUUGAUGAGGUUUCUAACGGACAUGGUAUUGUCUUUGCUCAUGGGGAGAACUGGAAAGUAAUGAGAAGAUUCACUCUAUCUACACUAAGAGACUUUGGGAUGGGGAAAAAAACAAUAGAAGACAGAAUUUCUGAAGAAAGUGACUGCUUAGUGGGCGUUUUCAAGUCGUAUGAAGGGAAGCCAUUUGAUAACACCAUGAUAAUGAAUGCGGCUGUAGCCAACAUCAUUGUGCACAUACUGCUCAACCACCGCUUUGAGUAUCAGGAUCCAACGCUGCUCAAGCUUAUAAACAUAGUCAGUGAGAAUAUCAGGAUUGGCGGAAGUCCUAUCGUUAUGCUGUAUAACACAUAUCCGUCUAUAAUGCGAUGGAUUCCUGGAAGGCACAAAACGGUUGGUGCAAACACCGCAAAACUAUAUGACUUUCUUAAAGAGACCUUCACCAGACACAGAGAACAUCUGGAUGUAAAUGACCAGAGGGAUCUUAUUGAUGUUUUCCUUGUCAAGCAACAAGAGGAGAAGCUUUCCUCUACAAAGUUUUUUCACGACGAAAAUUUGACAGUCCUUUUAGGCAAUUUAUUUGGCGCUGGAAUGGAGACGACUUCUACCACUCUCCGAUGGGGCCUCCUACUAAUGAUGAAGUAUCCAGAGGUUCAAAAAAAUGUUCAAGAUGAAAUUGACAGAGUGAUUGGAUCAGCAGAACCUCGGCUCGAGCACCGGAAACUAAUGCCCUAUACUGAUGCUGUUAUUCAUGAGAUCCAGAGAUUUGCCAACAUCGCCCCUACUAAUGUUCCCCAUGCAACAACUAAGGACGUCACAUUCAGGGGCUUUUUCAUUCCAAAGGGAACCCAAAUAAUGCCACUGCUGACUUCGGUUCUAAGAGAUAAAGCCUAUUUCAAAAAGCCGGAAGAAUUUUACCCGGAACAUUUCCUUGACUCAGAUGGAAAUUUUGUGAAAAAUGAGGCCUUCCUUCCCUUCUCAGCAGGUAAAAGAAUUUGUGCCGGAGAGACGUUGGCCAAGAUGGAGCUCUUCUUGUUCUUCACAAAGUUACUGCAGAACUUCACAUUCCAACCCCCUCCUGGAGUUGAGGUCCAACUGACCUGUGCAGAUUCAAUGACGUCCACCCCUCUGAACCAAAACAUUUGUACUUUGGCUUGCAGCUAGAAAAAAAUGGCAAUACAAUCAGUCUUCUAAUGAGAUGAAAGAAAAAAAAUACAACAAAUGAAAAAGGAAACCUGUGUGAGAAGGACAUGUUAAUCCCCAGAGGGCACUGAGAUUCUCUUCUAUUUGUAGCUGCCAUUUUCAUAAAUAUGUAGCAUUGUUUUGUUUUUUUUACCAUAUGUGCAUAUUUAAAUAUAUGUAUUUUCUAUGUUUUACAUUAGUAGUUUAUUGUAUUCAUGUUUUUGGGCCACAAUAUAGGAUAUUUUUAUACGUCCCGACGCAAUAACUGGUGUUUGAAAAAGUAUGUCAUUUUUUUCUAGACCAAACAUGACAUAUUGGAUUUUAGGCAGAUUUACUGAUGUAAAGAAAUUAUUUACAAUUUGGGGCCACAAAAUAGGGGGGCCUGAAACCAAAAAAGAGUGGAAAUGUUGGGUCCAGGCAAGCUGCAAAUUAGGAAAGGUCCAGUCUUAAUCCUAGCAAUUGGUUUUUAGGCUUGGCACAUCCUAGCCAUAUGUCAGUGAUUGCCCAUGUAAAUAUAGCCAGCCUCUGUCAAGGCCUGACAGCCCUUAAGGUGCCCAUACAUGUGAAGAUUCCCUCACUUGGCCAAAUAGAAUAUCGUAUCUAUUUAAAUCACCAUCUCUGUAACCUAAAAGGCACCUAAUCAUAGGGCAUAAGACUUGUAAGGCUACAGAGAAAUGGGCUUAUUUAUCAAUUGUCAAGUUUCUGAAUUCGAGAUUGUUUUUCUACCUCAACUAAACUCGCAUUUUGAAUGGUGGCUUAUUUAAUAAUAAAGAAAAUAUGGCUUGACUUUGCCUAGGCAACUCCCAUUGACCGCUCUAUAAACUCUCAAACUUGAAUCGUGAAUUUCUUUCUUCCAUAAUGGCACCAAGACUAUAAACAGUUCAGCAAGGAUCAUUGAUAUUAUUGAUAAUUAUGUUGAAAAUGUUGAAUAUAACGAUAAAUAUGUCAUCUGUCACCACAAUCCAAGUAGGAAGGCCAAUUAAGGGAUGUGCACAACUUGUGUUGUGUAACUUUAUAAACUUUAUACAGAUUUUUAACUCUACUUUCCAUUUUAUACAUAAUAUAUUAAUUCUGGUGAAUAUUUAAAUAAAGUUUGAACUCUGAGCAAGGACACAGUCCGCUGUGCAAGUACAUUUUUGGUGUUCUGACCAUAUAAAGGAUAAGUAAAAUCUUUAAAAAUUGCUCCGAGUGCUUUUCUAAGCACUUUUGCUGUUUACAAUAUUUUUUUUUGGUUUCAGAGUUAUUACGUUUUUUAAUAAUUGGCAGUAUAAUGAAUUUCAUUACAGCGUCCCCUGCUGGUAAGUUCUUUUGACUGUACAUUUAAAGAGAAAGAUGAGAGAUACAUUCAGAAGGAAAACAGAAAACUGUUGUGAUGUUGCUCUGCUCAGGAAAGACUUGAGAAAGGACUUCUGAGGCUUCUGAUGUAUUUCUCGAGCAGUGUUUUAUUACAUUUUUAUUAAAUUUGAAAAUGGUUAAA
Molecule: messenger RNA, 3072 nt
Organism: Xenopus tropicalis (tropical clawed frog)
Lineage: Eukaryota; Metazoa; Chordata; Amphibia; Anura; Pipidae
Source: RefSeq, a predicted model, not a curated record